Molecule: messenger RNA, 177 nt
Organism: Meloidogyne enterolobii
Lineage: Eukaryota; Metazoa; Nematoda; Chromadorea; Rhabditida; Meloidogynidae
Source: the annotation of a GenBank genome assembly
AUGCUACGUUUCGAUAAAGUUGGGUUCCAAACAAAAAAGGAUCGCGAUAUUUUUGUCUACUGGGCAGAGUAUUUUUAUAUGGAAAAUGUACAAAAAACUGUACAAAAAACAGAGGAAAAUACAAUUAUUAAUUUAAAAAUUGAAAAUAUUACACCGAAAAAUGGAUGUAAUUUGGGU